Molecule: messenger RNA, 1411 nt
Organism: Mytilus californianus (California mussel)
Lineage: Eukaryota; Metazoa; Mollusca; Bivalvia; Mytilida; Mytilidae
Product: adipocyte plasma membrane-associated protein-like
Exons: 9
Coding region: 107-1291 (394 amino acids)
Biological process (GO): biosynthetic process
Molecular function (GO): strictosidine synthase activity
Source: RefSeq, a predicted model, not a curated record
UGUACUGCACAAGUGGUCAUUUUACAUGAUAUUUGACAAGUUAUGAAAUUAAUGAUAGGAUGAAAUUUAUUAUGAAUUAAAUAUCUACAGGGAAUAGUGAAAUGAAAUGAAUAACUUGAUCAAAAAAUGGACCAGUGUAUCUAAAUCAUGGAAAAUCUUGACAGUUCUAAUAGUGUUUGCAGCUUAUUUAUACAUGCUGCCAUCACCAAUAGACCCUCCUGCAUACAGGUAUCCAAAGCCUCCAAGUUUGACAGGAGCACUCCAGAAGAAUUCCAUUCUACAUAAAGCUGAGCAGUUAUUUAAAGGACAAAUCAUUGGUCCUGAAUCAUUUGCAGCAAAUAAAAAUGGUACAAUAUUCACUGGACUUGCUGAUGGUAGAGUUGUUGGCUUUAAAGGAAAUGACAUUUGGGAGAUUACAAGAUUUGGAAAGAAAUUGCCUGAAUGUGGAUCAUUCCAAUUGGAACCAAUAUGUGGCAGACCUAAGGGAAUGAAGAUUGACAAGAAUGGUGAUUUACUGGUUCUUGACUCUUAUACAGGACUAUAUAAAGUUUCUGUAGAAACAGGGGAGAAGAAGCUACUGGUAUCUAGUGCUAAAGGCUUUGAUAACAUCCCAUUCAAAUUCCUAAAUGGUUUAGAUAUUGACAGUGAAGGAAUGGUAUACUUCACAGAUUCCAGUACUAAAUGGGAUAGAAGGAAUUACAGAUACGAGGUAAUGGAGUUGAGAAACACUGGAAGGUUUCUAAGAUACAAUCCUGACACAGGUGAAUUAAAACUUCUCAUGGAUAACAUGUAUUUACCUAAUGGUGUGGCCAUCUCAGCUGAUGGAAGUUUUAUUGUGAUAUCAGAAAUGAACAUCUGUCUAUUACGUAGAUAUUACCUGAAAGGACCAAAAGCUGGACAGUCAGAUAUCUUUGCAGAAAAUUUACCUGGAUAUGCAGACAAUAUUAAGCUGAAUAGCCAUGGUAACUUUUAUGUUGGACUAGGAGCAGUACGAUAUGAAGGCAUCAGCCGAUUAGGUCCAUUCCUAGAUUUAGUAGGGCCAUAUCCUACCUUAAAAAAGUUUAUUGCAAAGGUCACACCAUUGGCUUUGUUUGAUGUAUUUAUUCCUAAACAUUCCAUAAUACUGGAGUAUGAUAACAAUGGUAACAUAAUAUCUAGUUUACACGAUCCCACAGCUCAAGUGAUACCUGCUGCAGGAGAAGGAUUUGAACAUGACAACAUAUUAUAUAUUGGAAACUUUAAAAUACCUUUCAUAGGCAAACUUAAAUUAGACAACUUGAAUAAUGAUUAAAAUAUAUGUUGAAAAUAUAUUUCUGGUUUUAUACUUAUAAAAAGAUGAAUGAAUAUUUAUGUAUAAUUUAUAUAUUAAUGAAUGGGUAUACAUGGCAUAUCUGCUGGUUAACUCACUUAG